ACGGACAUGAUACUUGCUCUGAACUGCGGCUCGUCAUCAAUCAAAUUCAAGCUCUUCCUCCUCUCCGAUUUGCAAGUCCUGAUAUUGGGCUCUGCUUCAAAAGUUAAUUCCAAAGGGCAGAAGCCGGUUAUAAAGCUAGUCGUUCAUCAUGAUCAAGGACAAAAAGAUGAGACUAGUACGGAAGAGGAAAAAGAAGGAAUGGAGUACGACGCCGUAUUUCAGCGGACGAUUGAACUUAUUGAGGCAUCGUUAUCAGCCCGCUUCCACGUGGAUACACAGACGAGAGGCGAAACAAAAGCGCGGGAUGUCAUCAAGCUCGUUGCCCAUCGCGUCGUGCACGGUGGCUCCCAGGCGGAGCCCAUGGCUUUAUGGCCGGGACACGAAGCGGGUCUUGAGCUGCUAGAUAAGCUGAGCGAGUUUGCGCCCUUGCACAACCACAGAGCCGUUCAGGUGGUAAAGUCAUGUCUCGAACAUCUCCCAUCCUCCAAACAAGUUUUACUGUUCGAUACUCUCUUUCAUCAGACAAUACCUAGGCAUAUUUACACUUAUCCAAUACCGAUCCCGCCCUCACCACCGCUGAUCCCACUCAGGAAGUAUGGCGCACACGGCUUGUCCUAUGCAUCGAUACUUUCAUUACUCUCUGCGCACUUGGCAGUCCCAGCUUCCUCGCUUAGCCUGGUGAUUGCUCACCUCGGCAGUGGUGCUUCCGUGUGCUGUGUUAAGGAUGGAAAAAGUUUAGAUACAAGCAUGGGUCUCACGCCUCUGGAAGGACUGCCAGGGGGAACCAGAAGCGGAAGCGUCGAUCCAGCACUUGCGUUCCAUGCGGUGGAUGCCGCUGGAGAGGUCGUUUAUGCUCAGGGAGGCCUAAAGCUCAGCAAGGGAGAGAUGACUCUAAAUAAAGAAGCGGGCUUGCUAGCUGUUGCUGGGACUUCCGAGUUUAGUGCCAUCACUUUGAGGGCAUUUGGAAAUGAUACCAAUGCCUCUGAGGAGGAAAAGGAAAGUUCCAAGUUAGCAUACGACCUUUUCCUUGACCGUCUUAUCAACUUCGUGGCACCUUACAUCACGAAGAUUCUGGGGAGCUCGCCUAAUGCACAUCUUGAUGGGAUUGUCAUCUCGGGGGGGAUUGGCGAAAGGAGCAUUCAAUUGAGGAGGGACUUGGCUUCCUAUCUUGCUUGGAUAGGUGUUGAACUAGAUGACACAAGGAACGAGCAAGUCGGGAGGGGGGAUGAAGGCAGAGUUGUAUGGGAGAUCACAAAGGAUGACGCCAAGAUAAAAAUGUUUGUCUGCAUGACGGACGAAGAAACACAGUGCGCAAGGAUGGCGAAAGACUACAUCAAAGAACAAGAGGGCUCGAAGAUUCGUAGCGAGCACUGAGCACCGAAACGCAGUCAACCUAUUUGAGCAGAAUUGUCUGGUAACUCCCUUGCCGUAGUGAGGUAUUUUCGCUUGCUGUAACGUUUGGGCACGAAGUAGUGUAAAACAUCUUUUGGAGUUUGUGAGUAACGGAUUCUAAUGCAAACAGGAUACUCGGUCCCUGUUUGAGCGUGAC
Cantharellus anzutake is the source of this 1549-nucleotide messenger RNA. Its product is annotated as Acetokinase family-domain-containing protein. The record is from RefSeq and is a predicted model, not a curated record. The transcript is spliced from 6 exons. Bases 7 to 1374 code for a protein of 455 amino acids. Lineage: Eukaryota; Fungi; Basidiomycota; Agaricomycetes; Cantharellales; Hydnaceae. Gene Ontology annotation, molecular function: acetate kinase activity. Gene Ontology annotation, biological process: acetate metabolic process; phosphorylation.